Messenger RNA from Symphalangus syndactylus (siamang), 1300 nucleotides. RefSeq names its product F-box protein 16 (gene FBXO16). The record is from RefSeq and is a predicted model, not a curated record. Gene Ontology annotation, molecular function: protein binding. NCBI's taxonomy places the organism in Eukaryota, Metazoa, Chordata, Mammalia, Primates, Hylobatidae.
UGGAGGGAGUCAGAGAAAAAGCUGACCUAAUGCAACUGUGGCAACGUCAGCGCUUGAGGCUUGAAGAGGGAGACAAGCUAAAAGAGGAUAUCCAGUUGUUUCAUGAUGGCAUUUGCACCUCCAAAAAACAUAGAUGGUCCCAAAAUGCAGACAAAGAUGAGCACCUGGACACCCCUAAACCAUCAGCUAUUGAAUGACCGGGUAUUUGAAGAGAGAAGAGCCCUGCUUGGCAAAUGGUUUGACAAAUGGACAGACUCUCAAAGAAGAAGAAUCCUCACAGGUCUGUUGGAGCGCUGCUCGCUGUCUCAGCAAAAGUUCUGCUGUCGAAAGCUUCAAGAGAAAAUUCCAGCAGAAGCCCUGGACUUUACGACCAAGCUUCCAAGGGUGUUGUCUUUAUACAUCUUUUCUUUCCUGGACCCCCGGAGCCUUUGUCGUUGUGCACAGGUGUGCUGGCAUUGGAAGAACCUAGCUGAGCUGGACCAGCUCUGGAUGCUGAAAUGUUUACGGUUUAACUGGUACAUCAAUUUCUCUCCAACUCCCUUUGAACAGGGGAUCUGGAAGAAGCACUAUAUUCAAAUGGUGAAGGAACUUCAUGUUACCAAGCCUAAGACACCCCCAAAGGAUGGAUUUGUAAUCCCUGAUGUUCAACUAGUUACAAGCAAUUCUCCAGAGGAAAAACAGUCCCCUUUAUCAGCUUUUCGGUCCUCUUCCUCUUUAAGAAAGAAGAAUAACUCAGGGGAGAAAGCACUUCCACCCUGGCGAUCUUCUGAUAAGCAUCCAACAGAUAUCAUUCGUUUUAAUUACCUAGACAACUGUGACCCCAUGGAGACUGUCUGGCAAGGAAGAAGAAAAAGAAACGAAAUGACCCCAGAUUUCAGCCGACAGUCACAUGAUAAGAAAAAUAAAUUGCAGGACAGAACUAGGCUAAGAAAAGCACAAUCAAUGAUGUCAAGGAGAAAUCCCUUCCCGCUAUGUCCCUAAGUUCCAGCUCUCCCCUAAAAGUUCCAGCUCAUCUCGCCUGGCCUCCCCCUGAGUCAGUGGGACUCCCAGCCACUGCCACCACAGCUGAAAUUCUCAUGCAGCACCUUCACAGGCACCCUGGGCCCCAAGCAUGACUCAUCCAGGUUCCAGAGCCAAAGUGGACUGAACAUGGAAAGACUUUUAUUAUAGAAAUGACGAGAUGCUUUGCACAGUGGAGAGCUGAAUUUACUUGGCUCCCAUUAGAAACUCUUUCAGCUUAAGUACUUAUUGUGGUAGUGAGUCCUACAGUAUUUCAGUAAAAAGGAAUUCAUGGCAUAAA